Staurois parvus is the source of this 384-nucleotide messenger RNA. Lineage: Eukaryota; Metazoa; Chordata; Amphibia; Anura; Ranidae. The record is from the annotation of a GenBank genome assembly.
UCAGCAACUUUUAGCGGGACUGCGGCAGACAUUCUGACACCGGGGGGGGGGGGGGGGGGAUUAACUUGGUGUCACUGACAUCCCCAGUGACACCAAUACAGUGAUCAGUGCUAAACAAAGCACUGACACUGUACUAAUGGCACUGGGCAGGAAGGGGUUAACAUGUGGGGUGAUCAAAGGGUAACUGUGUGCUCUUUUACAACAUGGGCUGUGUGUGUGUUUCACUGUAAGCAUGCUGCUUUGUAUGGCUCUGCUAUGCAGAGCCAUACAAAGCAGUGUGCAGGAGCUGACAGGGGAGAGGAGAAAGAUUGUUUGUAAACAAAACAAUCUUCUUCCCCGUUGGAGAUGCUCUGUAAUCUCCCAGGCGCACUGGCGGGUAAUUAU